CUCUCCCUGCCUCUGCCUCUAAAUUCUUCCUGGCUCUGUUCUCAUUUUAACUUGCUUCUUUUUCACUUUUCCCUUUUAGGUUUCUUCUGGGGUCAAUGGGGUUUUGGCCUUCACCACAAGCUUUGAUCGCUAGGUACUCUUUUCGCAUGCUUACAACAAAACAAAAGAUCAGGCCCCUACUCCCCUUGUCAGGUAAUAAAACCAUGGAGGAAGAACAGCGUAGCUACUGUGGUCCUCUUAUUUCCCUGUCUCGUUUAUUCUGCCUUCUUCUCCUUCUCCUUCAGCUCUUAAUUUUUCACCGUGUCUGCCUGCCUUUCGCCUUUUGGCUCCCCAUCAUUUUCCCCACCACAAAGUAUCUUUCUUCCCCUUUCUCAUUUUCACACAAUCUCACUCCUUACCCACCUCUUUAAUUGUACCAAAGUCUCCAUCUUUAGCCCACCCUUUUCCCACCUCACUGCUUAAAAGGACAUUACAAAGUUAUGGAAGGGAAAGGGAAGCAGAGGCUGGUUCUUGGGAGGUCGGUGAAGAAGGAAUUGACCGGCGAUGUCGAGUCGUCUGACGAUGAUGGUGAGUAUCAGCAUGUGGGUUACUAUCUGGAACAUGAUUCUGAAGCUAGCAAGAAAACGAAACUGGUCAUCUCUGCCUCUGCCAGCUGCCGGGGAGGAAGAAAGGCGCCUAGCGGCGGCGGCGGCGGCGGCGGUGGUGGGAUGAGGUGCUGCCAGGCUGAGAACUGUACGACUGAUCUUGGUGAUGCAAAGCCGUACCACAGGAGGCAUAAGGUGUGUGAGUAUCACUCCAAAGCUCAGGUUGUGCUUGUUGCUGGAAUGAGGCAGAGGUUUUGCCAGCAAUGCAGCAGAUUCCACGAGCUAUCAGAGUUCGACGACAUGAAAAGGAGCUGCAGGAGGCGCUUGGCUGGGCACAACGAGCGAAGAAGGAAGAAUGCAGCUGAACCCCAUCACCAUGCCUCAGCAGCAGCAGAAGAAGGAUCAAGCAGGAGAGGAGUGGUGGUGGAAGGGCAGUUGCAGGACAUUAUGUGUGGCCAAGUUGGUGAUCACAGCAGCAGCAGCAGCAGGGCACGGAUCAAGAUCGCCACAAUCCAGGAGAAUCCCACGUACAAGCAUUUCCAGAUCAGAUGAAAAGACAACCAUUUCCCUCCAUAUCUUCAUCUCUAUCUGGCUAGCUUCAAGGAGGAAAUUAAAAAGAAAUUGCUCUCUCUCUUCUGUCAUCCUCUUCCAAGUCCAUGUUUUCUUAAUUGACUUCACUCCCAGCUUUUCUGUACUUGUAAUAAACUGAGCACAAUCAUGAACUGUCUCCUGUAACUAGGCUGCUUAGGUAUGUUGUGUUGUUAGCUGAACAUGAAUGCCUGCACGGUAGACUGUGAUUGAUUUAAAGCUACUGGAAUUUGGUAUUGUUUGUGUAACUAACCUGGGGAUCAGGGUUGUUAAUGACUUUGUACUAUGUACGUAAGUUGAUGUGAUAAUGUUUAUAUGCUUGUGUUGUUUUC
This is a messenger RNA of Linum tenue, 1504 nucleotides long. Lineage: Eukaryota; Viridiplantae; Streptophyta; Magnoliopsida; Malpighiales; Linaceae. The record is from the annotation of a GenBank genome assembly.